AUGCCUUCGCUGUGGGGCUCCAAAAACAAAGACAACGGCGAGGAGAACGGCGAGGGUCGGCCAGAGAGUAGACCGGACAGCAGAAGCAUGAGGGAACCCACGGAGAGAGACAGGCUGCUGCCAGACAACCACCGUCCACCGCACGCAGAUGGCUACCUUGAUCCCGAUGAUCCAGCUGUAUCGCCAUACAACCUAUGGACCGUUCGAUUCCUGCGAUAUCUCUCUAUCCUCUUCCUCGCUAUUACCUUCCUGUGGUGGGUGCUGCUCCUUGUUAGCAUCUUCGUAUCACCACCUGGACUGCACACCAGAGGCUCAGGCUUCUUCGACUUCGCGUACGCCUGCCUGACCAUUGGCGUCCUCCUCACCUCGCUGCUCUUCUUCUCGGCACCUAGCAUGUCCAUGAGAGUCGCCCAGGGCAUUCUUGGGCUCUUCCUCUUGACAGACCUCAUCAUCAUUGUGGCAGUUGGGAGAAUACGCGCAGAAGAGGGGCCGCCUGGUAUUUCGAGUGUGGUCUGGGCCACAGCUAUAACUGCGUGGUGCAUAUUUACCGAUCGCAUUGUGACAUGGGGCAAGCGAGAGGAAGAGGAACGCCUGACCGGCCGCCCUGAGACCAGACGAACACUAAAGGAGUGGCUCUCCGUGCUCACAGCAACCGUUAUCCUUGUGGUGUUCAUCAUCAUAUCAGUGCUUAUGACAGCGACACUCAUCAUUCGCAGUCUGGAUGCUGGCCUUCCUAUGGACGGCGAGCGCUAUUUGGUCGAUGACGGCAAGUACGAAGUCCACCUGGCUUGUGUGGGCAACGCAACGACCGACAAGAAGGGUAACAAGUCUCCCACUGUCCUUCUCGAAGCGGCAGGAUUCCCUGUCGAGUACGACUUUGAACACUGGGCUUGGUUUGCCGUGCAGAACGGCACCAUCGACCGUUACUGCUAUUGGGACCGCCCUGGCUACGCGUGGUCCGACAACGCCCCAUCACCUCACAGUGCUGGCAUGUCGGCAGAUGUUCUCGCCGAAGCCCUCACGCUGAAGGGAGAGGAGGGACCGUACAUUAUGGUCUCUGCCGGAUAUGGAAGCAUCGUCUCGCGGAUCUUUAGCGCGAGGCACUUCCGCCAAGUCGUAGGCAUCAUGCUGGUCGAUGGUCUGCACGAGGACUUGCUUUCGAGAAUGGCCGACACUACUCGCGGCUUCAUAACCUGGGGUUGGGGUAUCAUCAGCCCACUCGGUCUUCGUCGCAUCAUUGGCUCCAUCUUCAUGGGUCAGACGAGGGAGGACCGCGUCUACGGCAUUGCCGCUGAUGAGAAUGGAAAAUUCCUUAAAGCCAAGCUCCAGGAGAACCUCGUUGCCAACUCACUUUCCAAGAGUGAGCUCGCUUCUGCGAGAGUCAUCCAAGACAUCGACACCCCACUUGCAAUCAUCACUUCAGGUGAACGUGUGAAGCAAGACGACCAGUGGGAGGAGAAGCAAAAGGACUUGACCAACAUCACCAGCAACCUCCUCUCCUGGGACAUCGUCAACAAAGCCCCACAUCACGUGUGGCUGACCUACGACGGCCGUCAAACGAUGGAGAAGCGCCUGGGUCAGCUCGUGAAAGCUCACUACAAAUCCCGGAAGGACCAUCCGAGCCUCGAUCUGGGCAUGCAGGAGCAGCCACGCGAUGAUUGA
This is a messenger RNA of Zasmidium cellare ATCC 36951, 1662 nucleotides long. RefSeq lists its product as uncharacterized. NCBI's taxonomy places the organism in Eukaryota, Fungi, Ascomycota, Dothideomycetes, Mycosphaerellales, Mycosphaerellaceae. The transcript has 2 exons. The coding region runs from base 1 to 1662 and encodes 553 amino acids. The record is from RefSeq and is a predicted model, not a curated record.